CCGCCCCUCUGCACGACACGCACGGGGCGGCGCACAGGUGGGCGGGUCCUAGCGGCGCGGACUGACGGCGGCGGGAGUCCGCGAUAGCUUCCUCGGCGCUGGCCCACGCGGCUCGCACGCUCAGCGGGGCAACAUGGCGGACGCGGAAGUACUUAUUUUACCGAAGAAACAUAAGAAGAAAAAGGAGCAGAAAUCCUUAGCAGAAGAAGAUGUAGCAGAAAUACAACACGCUGAAGAAUUUCUCAUCAAACCUGAAUCCAAAGUGGCUCAGUUGGACACAUCUCAGUGGCCCCUGUUGCUAAAGAAUUUUGAUAAGCUAAAUGUAAGGACAACACAUUAUACACCUCUUCCUUGUGGUUCAAAUCCUUUGAAGAGGGAGAUUGGGGACUAUAUCAGGACAGGUUUCAUUAAUCUUGACAAGCCUUCCAACCCCUCUUCCCAUGAGGUGGUAGCCUGGAUCCGGCGAAUACUCCGGGUAGAGAAGACAGGACACAGUGGUACCCUGGAUCCCAAGGUGACUGGUUGUUUAAUAGUGUGCAUUGAACGGGCCACUCGCUUGGUGAAGUCCCAGCAGAGCGCAGGCAAAGAGUAUGUGGGAAUUGUCCGGCUGCACAAUGCUAUCGAAGGGGGGACUCAGCUUUCUAGGGCCCUAGAGACCUUGACAGGUGCCUUAUUCCAGCGACCCCCGCUCAUCGCUGCAGUAAAGAGGCAACUCCGAGUGCGGACCAUCUACGAGAGCAAGAUGAUUGAGUAUGAUCCUGAAAGGAGACUAGGAAUCUUCUGGGUGAGUUGUGAGGCCGGCACUUACAUUCGGACGCUGUGUGUACACCUUGGUUUGUUACUGGGAGUUGGUGGUCAGAUGCAGGAACUCCGGCGGGUUCGUUCCGGAGUCAUGAGUGAAAAGGACCACAUGGUGACGAUGCACGACGUGCUGGAUGCCCAGUGGCUGUAUGACAACCACAAGGAUGAGAGUUACCUGCGGCGAGUUGUUUACCCUUUGGAAAAGCUGUUGACAUCUCAUAAACGGCUGGUCAUGAAAGACAGUGCAGUGAACGCCAUCUGCUACGGGGCGAAGAUCAUGCUCCCGGGCGUCCUCCGAUACGAGGACGGCAUUGAAGUCAAUCAGGAGAUUGUGGUCAUCACCACCAAAGGGGAAGCCAUCUGCAUGGCUGUUGCAUUAAUGACCACGGCAGUGAUCUCCACCUGUGACCAUGGUAUCGUAGCUAAGAUCAAGAGAGUGAUCAUGGAGAGAGACACUUACCCUCGGAAGUGGGGUUUAGGUCCAAAAGCAAGUCAGAAGAGGCUGAUGAUCAAGCAGGGCCUUUUGGACAAGCACGGCAAGCCCACGGACAGCACGCCUGCCGCUUGGACACAGGAGUAUGUGGACUACAGCGAUUCUGCCAGGAAAGAUGUCAAAGCGCCCCAGGUAGUUGCCGAAGCAGUCAAAGCCCCAAAGCGGAAGCGAGAGAGUGAAAGUGAUGAAACCUCUCCAGUGGCUCCCCAGUUGGUCAAGAAGGAAAAGAAGAAGAAGAAAGACAAGAAGGCCAGAGCUGCUCCGGAGAGUGCGGACGAGCCGGGAGAUGGGGACAGUGACACCACCAAAAAGAAGAAGAAGAAGAAGAAAAUAAAAGUGGAAAUCUUUUGAGUAGUGGACGCCACUUGAAGCACUGUGUCCAGGUGGGAGGAGGAAUUAAAGCCUUAUUGAGAAAACAUAACUACGUUUGUUCUUGAGGGAAUGAACCUGAGAUCCCAGAAAGGGCGGAGAGUCUGGCGCAUUGGAGCAGCUGCUGUGACCUUGCUGACGUCCCCUGGCGCGGUCAUCCCACCUUGUCCUGUUUUAAGGACCCCAGUAAAGGGGGCGGGUUCGGCGCCACCUGCUUCUCUGCCCAAGAGAGUUGGAGUGUCUCCCCUUCAGACCCAGCACUGCCCAGUGAGCGUCUGCAGCUGUUUCCUGGGGGCCGUUUUAACAUCAUGGGCCUCUCCUAGUUUGCUUCCCCCUUCCCUCAUCAAAAAAGUUUAUAAAAAUUAAAAGUCUGCUCGCAAAAUGGUAUAGGGCAAGUAAAAAAAAAUAUAACUGAACCAUGUUUUUAAUUGAGGGGUAAUCUUUUUAACAGUGUCGUGUGAGGACUCCAGUGUCAGUCGCCUCUGUCACCCCGUAUUUCCCUUCUAGAUGGAGGCCUGGCCAGGGGCUCUGUCGUUCCAUCUUGUGAGUUAUUUCCAGUCACUUCUUCACUGCUUGUGUAUAUAGGCACCACUUCAGGCACCUAAAUCCCUCUGGCUGUUUGUGAGAGAAUCCCCAAAAAACAUGUCUCCAUUCUUUGUUUUAAUCAAUUAGUUUCAUUGCUGGGAGAAGGUUGUAAUUUUUACUUAUUAAAGUUUACUUAUGAAAUUUUUAAAGUA
Molecule: messenger RNA, 2400 nt
Organism: Balaenoptera acutorostrata (minke whale)
Lineage: Eukaryota; Metazoa; Chordata; Mammalia; Artiodactyla; Balaenopteridae
Gene: DKC1
Product: dyskerin pseudouridine synthase 1
Exons: 15
Coding region: 134-1645 (503 amino acids)
Biological process (GO): mRNA pseudouridine synthesis; box H/ACA sno(s)RNA 3'-end processing; snRNA pseudouridine synthesis
Cellular component (GO): box H/ACA snoRNP complex
Molecular function (GO): RNA binding; pseudouridine synthase activity
Source: RefSeq, a predicted model, not a curated record